Musa acuminata AAA Group (dessert banana) is the source of this 630-nucleotide messenger RNA. RefSeq names its product protein TIFY 5A-like. The transcript has 3 exons. The coding region runs from base 116 to 499 and encodes 127 amino acids. The record is from RefSeq and is a predicted model, not a curated record. Gene Ontology annotation, biological process: response to wounding; regulation of defense response; regulation of jasmonic acid mediated signaling pathway. Gene Ontology annotation, cellular component: nucleus. NCBI's taxonomy places the organism in Eukaryota, Viridiplantae, Streptophyta, Magnoliopsida, Zingiberales, Musaceae.
CUCGUCUACAAGACCCGUUCCGCUCCUCUUCCUUCUCCCCGUCGCCAAACUCCACCGCUCUUAACACUGCAAGAGGAGGAGGGCGUUACAGACUACGGGAAGAAGAGAAUAAAGGAUGGCGGAGAUGGGAUGCGAUCCUGAGCUCCGGCUUUCGCUUGGCAGCGGGGUCGAGCAGCAGCGGCGGCAGACGCAGCAGAAGAAGAUGACGAUAUUCUACCAGGGGCGGGUUUGCGUCUGCGACGCUACAGAGAUGCAAGCAAGAGCAAUCAUAUCGAUGGCAAAGAAAGAGAUGGAAGACACGGUGACCACGAAGCAGCAGCGACAAAGCACGGAGGAGGAGGAGUCUUCUUCUCGAGCGGUGGCGCCGCACGUCCUCGACCCCGGCCUGUCGAUGAAGCGAUCGCUGCAGCGGUUUCUACAGAAGAGGAAGGCCAGAGUGAGUGAUGCCUCUCCUUACAGUCGACAGCAGAAACUGCUGCUGUUCCCAAUCAAGUUGUAGCAGUCAUAACCGACUCUCUCUCUCUCUCUCUCUCUCUCUCUGUCUCUCUCUCUUGUAAGAACAACAAAGCUGGGACUCUUUCUCCUCUAUAUGAUCUUCUUCGUUCUUCACUUUUUUGCCUGACAUGUUUG